UCUUGGCCCCCGCCCGGGAUAACAAUGGAAAAGGUGAAUAAUCAGGAAACUGGGCAAUCGCGCAGAGACACAGAUCCAUUGGCACAGAGUUCUUCGUCGACCCAACAGCAGGCUUCUCCCAUCGAGUCCAAGCAGUCGAUCACUAUUUUACUGGAAGAACGGGAAAAUCACGAAUUGCCGCGCAAAACCCAGUCGGACAGCAGCCUCGAGCACAGUCAGACCUCCCUGUUGAAUCUGGCGAAACGCAUGCGGCGCACCAGCUCCGAACAAUUAUCGAGAAGUCGACUGGAUCAAGUAAAUGCUCCGGACCCUGAUCUAUCGCUGCCGGCAACGUGCUCGACAGCAGGUUGCGUUCUGGCGGCAAGAUGCAACAGCAGUGCCUGCACGAUUGGAAGCGCAGAGCUGACAGUAACUGACUCACAGUCCUCGGGAUAUACCACGGAAAGCAGCUACCAGACGGCCACGGCCGGCAGCAACUAUAGCCUGAGCAGCACGUCCUACGUGAGCCAGCAGCGGCCCUAUCCGGGCAACUAUCUGCACGAAAUCCAUGUGGCCGUGGAGGCGAACGCAACGGAUGCACACGUCCAGGCCAUACGCGACGACCUGCGCAACCUGCUCUGCAACGAGGUGGCGCUCAUUCACGAGGCAUCCGGCGGGAACAGGCGAGCGAUAUAUCUAAUUGCCUAUCAGUACAUGUAGAGAGUGCGAUUGUUUUUCAAAAUACAAAUUUCUAAAUUUCUAGUCUCGCUUAA
Drosophila virilis is the source of this 752-nucleotide messenger RNA. RefSeq lists its product as uncharacterized. NCBI's taxonomy places the organism in Eukaryota, Metazoa, Arthropoda, Insecta, Diptera, Drosophilidae. The record is from RefSeq and is a predicted model, not a curated record.